This is a messenger RNA of Lactuca sativa (garden lettuce), 1157 nucleotides long. RefSeq names its product clavaminate synthase-like protein At3g21360. Lineage: Eukaryota; Viridiplantae; Streptophyta; Magnoliopsida; Asterales; Asteraceae. The record is from RefSeq and is a predicted model, not a curated record. Gene Ontology annotation, molecular function: oxidoreductase activity.
ACUGUGCUUUUAAAAGGAUCAGCUUGAAAGUUUAAUGGGAUUACUGGAACUAACCAUGCCGGAAAAUCUCUUCGUAGAAUCGGAGUUACUUCAACAGAAGAAAUAUAACGCCGGAGAUGAAGCCGGAAUUGUCUUCCCGACUGUUUUAAUCCCUAGUCCAAAGUUUGGUGAUCGUAAUCUGAAGGAAGCCAUCCGCGAUCAGAAGCCAUGGCUGGAAUCUGUGCUCCACAAGAACGGUGCGAUUCUGUUCCGAGGUUUCUCUUCCGUUUCAUCUGCUUCCGACUUCAACGACGUCGUUGAAGCUUUCGGUUACGACGAACUUCCGUAUGUGGGUGGCGCUGCCCCUCGCACCAACGUCGUCGGUCGUGUUUUCACUUCGAACGAGUCUCCUCCUGAUCAGAAGAUUCCCUUCCAUCACGAAAUGGCUCAGGUUCCUAAGUUUCCAUUGAAGGUGUUCUUCUUUUGCGAAGUGGAACCAAAAAUUGGGGGAGAAACACCUAUAGUACUCAGCCACGUGAUCUACGAUAAGAUGAAACAGAAAUACCCUGAGUUUGUUGAUCGAUUGGAAGAACACGGAUUGCUCUACACAAGAGUGCUAGGGGAAGAUGAUGAUCCUUCAUCCCCAAUCGGUCGAGGAUGGGUCUCCACAUUCUUAACCAAAGACAAAGCCAUCGCUGCAGAAAGGGCUGCGAAGCUCGGAAUGAAGCUCGAAUGGACAAACGAUGGAUUGAAAACAGUAAUGGGACCAAUUCCAGCAAUCAAAUUUGACGAACUAAGAAAACGCAAGAUCUGGUUCAAUAGCAUGGUGGCGGCGUAUACUGGUUGGGAAGAUGCAAGAAAUGAUCCGGUGAAAGCUGUGACAUUUGGUGAUGGAACACCGUUGCCGGCAAAUGUCAUACACGAUUGCCUGAAAAUCCUGGAGGAGGAAAGCGUUGCUGUUCCAUGGCAGAAAGGUGACGUUUUGCUGCUGGACAAUUUGGCGGUGCUUCAUGCCCGGCGGCCAUUUGAGCCACCGCGAAGGGUGUUGGCUUCUCUUUGUACGUGAUGGGAGAAUAGAAUACUGGUUUGUUUCCCUAUGAAAAAGGAACUGCAUUUGCAUUUGCAAUUUUUCAUCCUUGUUUUAAUCUUAUAUGAAAUAUGUUGAGUUUGAUUUGUAA